UCUGAGCAGCAGCAGCAGAAGGAGCAUCCUAUAGGCUAAUCAGUUGGUACUUUUAUUCUAGCUCCAGCAUCCUCCUCCUCCUCCUCCUCUUCCUCCUCCCUAUUACCAGUAGAGGAAAGCCAUCUGCCAGUGUGCGCGUGUUUUUGUCCGCUACCAUGGUGGAAAUGAUGGAUUUUGGGUGCCUUCUCGUCCCGUUGGUGAUGCUGGUGGGGUGUACCUUUCAGACCGACGUGAAGAGCGUUAAAGAGGCGGAAAAAACGGGGAAUUUCAUGGAAGACGAGCAGUGGCUGUCCACCAUUUCACAGUAUAGCCGCAAGAUCAAGCACUGGAAUCGCUUCAGAGACGAGGUAGAGGAUGACUAUGUCCGCACUUGGGAUGAAAAUCAAGGUUCAAACGAAAAUGUAGACACCACCAAGGACCCCUGCCAGAAGGUUAAGUGCAGCCGACACAAGGUGUGUAUCGCCCAAGGCUAUCAGAGAGCUGUGUGCGUCAACCGCAAGAAACUGGAACACAGACUCAAGCAGCCUGCACUCAGGUCUCCUGAGGGGAACUGUCAGCCCUGUCCCAUUUCCUCCACUGGGCCUGUGUGUGGAUCAGAUGGACACAACUACGCCUCAAAGUGCAAGCUGGAGCAGCAGGCAUGUCUUACAGGGAAGGAUCUUACUCUGAAAUGUUCAGGUCUGUGCCCCUGUCCAACCGCUGCCCCUGUUUCCAAGGAGACUAAACAUGAGAGCUGCACUGGACAGGAUCUGGCUGAUCUGGGGGAGCGUCUGAGGGACUGGUUCCAGCUGCUGCAGGGCAAUGCCAAGCAAAACAACAACAGCAAGGCUGGGGCCAGCACUGCUACAGCCAACACUGCAUCAGUGCUGGACAGGAGCAUGGUAGCCAGCUGUAAAGACUCCAUAGGCUGGAUGUUCUCCAAGCUGGACACCAACAGUGACUUGUACCUGGAUCAGGCGGAGCUGGCUGCCAUCAACCUGGACAAGUACGAGGUCUGCAUCCGGCCCUUCUUCAACUCCUGCGACUCCUACAGAGACGGCAAGGUGUCCACCGCCGAGUGGUGCCUGUGCUUCUGGAGAGAGAAGCCCCCGUGCCUGGCUGAACUUGAGAGGAUCCAGGUACAAGAGGGAGGCAAGAGGAAGUAUGGUCUGUUCAUCCCUAGCUGCGAUGAGGAUGGCUUCUACAGGAAGCAGCAGUGUGACAGAGGAGAGUGCUGGUGUGUCAACCAACAUGGAGGAGAAAUAGCCGGAUCCAGGAUUCGUGGCAAACCUGACUGCGAUGAUGAAAUGGCAUAUUCAGGUGAUUUUGGAAGUGGGGUUGGAUGGGAGGACGAGGAAGAGAAAGAAGCAGAGGAGAAUGCAGAAGAGGCCGAGGAGGAAGAGGGAGAGGUGGGGGAGGUAGAUGAUGGGGGAUAUAUCUGGUAAAAGGGCCGGCACCCUAAGCAGCAUCGCUACCGGAGCAUUUUGGUCGUUCCAGACACAAAUAAACACACACACACGCACGCACGCACACACACACACACACACACACACACACACACACACAUAUACAGAUCCUGCAAAGAGAUGGACAUGUUUAAGUGACACUCAGAACAACACUGGCUCAUGAAAACAUGAGGGAAAGGGUCACAGAGGUUGGGGAUAGGGAAGACAGGAAUGAUGGGAGGAGUUAGUGUUAACGUGAUUGUUCUUAUAGGGGUGGCAAGGGGGGGGGGAAUGUUACCACUAUUUAGAAAUUAUGGCUCUGAAGAGUCUGAAGGAAUUUCGUCCCUCAUACUUGUGAAUCUUUGUUCUAUUCUGUUGUUUGUCUUUUGAACUAUAUUUGAGCAGUUUUUAGCUGACGCAUACCAGAGACUUAAAGCAGCUGCCGGUGUUUGCCAUGUGUUUGCAUAAGAACUGGAGAUAUAAUGGGUGCAUUUCAGUCGUCUCCGCUGGCCUGGCCCCCCUUCACCGUUAUACAGCACCUGAACAAGGCUGAUACAACCAAUUUUGGGUGAUAAAGAGAGGAAAACUGAAAUGCAUCCUUUGACUUUACCCAUGUCAUGUCAUACGCUUCAGCUCAUAUGUGACAGUAGUGCUCUGUCUCAUUCAUGACUUAUUAAAACAAAAAGUUUCUCACAUGUCACUCUCUAGCUUGUACAUAGUGUGUGUAUCGGAAGACAGAUCGUCACCUAUUAGUCCUCUAUUACCAAUGCCUUGACAGACUAGCAGAACAUACUUCUUGGUUGACAAGUGUCCAUCGUGUCAUAAUGUGGAUCGAUUAUUGUGUUUAAUAAAAAAAAAUAAAGAAAUAAAUAAACUGGUUUAUGUGGCCCAGACUGGCCACCAUA
Molecule: messenger RNA, 2329 nt
Organism: Myripristis murdjan (pinecone soldierfish)
Lineage: Eukaryota; Metazoa; Chordata; Actinopteri; Holocentriformes; Holocentridae
Gene: spock2
Product: SPARC (osteonectin), cwcv and kazal like domains proteoglycan 2
Exons: 11
Coding region: 156-1424 (422 amino acids)
Biological process (GO): anatomical structure development
Molecular function (GO): collagen binding; extracellular matrix binding; calcium ion binding
Source: RefSeq, a predicted model, not a curated record